This is a messenger RNA of Exaiptasia diaphana, 2549 nucleotides long. Its product is annotated as neuropeptide FF receptor 2-like. Lineage: Eukaryota; Metazoa; Cnidaria; Anthozoa; Actiniaria; Aiptasiidae. Gene Ontology annotation, cellular component: membrane. Gene Ontology annotation, biological process: G protein-coupled receptor signaling pathway. The transcript has 2 exons. The record is from RefSeq and is a predicted model, not a curated record. Gene Ontology annotation, molecular function: G protein-coupled receptor activity. The coding region runs from base 290 to 1426 and encodes 378 amino acids.
ACCAACUGGUUUCGCUGUUGACAGAGUGGGUUGGGAGACAGACAUCAGGCUUUUUCGGAUCUUAGAUGGUAAGAUACAAUGAUACUAGUAUCAACAUCGUGGUUCUUCAUUCUGAUGCCUCGUAGCUUUUCGCCAACCUUGUUUCGGUACAUCUCCGAGGUUUAGUAAGUUAAGAAAAUAUGCCCUUGAUGAUUUUUUAAAACUGUAAUGUAAACUGUAGACCCGAUUUUUCAAUCAACGAGCGGAAACAACUAGAAAACAUACAAAGAACCUACUUCUGCUCGGCAGAAUGAUAAGCAACUUAUCGACUUCCUGGACCAACUCAAGCAACAAYACAAGUCAUUUUUGUGUUAAAUAUCUCAACUUAAGAGAGGAUACAAAACUGGAGACGAAACUUAAACUAACAGCCUAUACUUUCGCGUUUGUACUGGCAAUUAUCGGGAAUAGUCUUGUUAUUGCUAUUGUACUGCGAAAGUCCCGUCUAAAAACCACGACCAACAUGUUUAUUAUGAACAUGGCUUUCAGUGAUAUGAUGAUGGCUAUAGUUUGCAUACCACCGAGUAUGUUUUAUAUAGCUAACAACAACAGUCCAAAGCUGGUUCUAACAGGGGCACUCGGCUCGGCCUUGUGUAAACUCGUCGCAUUUCUUCAGGGUUGGGCUAUAACGGUUUCUGUCUUAACCCGCCUUAUGUUAGCAGCAGAUAGAUACCUUGCCAUAGUCUACCCAUUUCAUUUGUACAUAUCAAGAUACAAAGCCAAACUAUUGAUUGUYGGUGUUUGGUUUGCUGGUACUCUAGCGAACUCACCUUUACUGUACGCAAUGAGAAUAGACAGACAUGAUCGUUGUAUUGAGAGAUGGGAUCCAUACUUUGAUAAUGAMAAGGCUACAAAAGACUACACUAUAGCUUUGUUUGUGAUUUUUUAUGUGCUUCCCUUAGUACUGAUUACAUUUAUGUACACUGCACUCAUCAAGGAGCUUUGGCGUUCAUCUCACUCAAACAAAACCGUGGCGUUUAGUGAGAAUAAAGCCGUUCUUAAGAUGCUGGUUACURUCAUCAUCCUAUUUGCUGUCUGUUGGCUGCCGAUCCACGUGACUAGUUUUGUACUCAUGUACGCAAAAAACCCGUCAGUCCGAAGAUGUGGCGUCAAUCCGUUGGUGCUUUUCAUUGGCUGGUUUAUGGGUCACGUGAACAGCGCAAUUAACCCAAUCAUAUACUUCAAGUUCAAUCAACGAUUUCAACAUGARUURGUAGGGUGGGUMAAGAGCAUUCAGAAUGUCUGUAAGAAAAAACAACAUCAAAAUACGGCAUCGUUUGUCAGACCAAGAAUAAUUGUGACUCAGUUUACUGCGACCCAGACUGCAUCCCCUGGAAUAACAAACAACUAUUUUGAAGACGAAAACGGGUCUAUUACAACUAACCUAUGAAUCUGGCUGUACUACAAAUGCGUUUGAGUCAAUUUUUCUUGUAUCAGUGUGUAUUGGCACGCGCGUCUCGUGGAAUUGCAAACCUCUGCACCAAUAGACUGGUGACUAUUUAAUCCAUAAAAAUAGCAAUCGAAACACCGGUUGCUGCUGCUUAGUGACGUCAAUCAGAAAUUUCUAGCUGUCCGUGAUACUACUCAACCAGACCGUUAGAGAGACGUACGACCCCUCUCAUUUCAACGCGCCCUCUUCUUGCCAAAAGCUACUUAUUCAUCGCUAAACAACAUAAAAUCAAGCAUUCUUUGGCGAGCGCAUUUGAAAAGUGUUUAAAAAUGUAUGGUCAGGAGCAGAGACAAAGAUUUAGCUGAAGGUUAAAGACUGCUCACAAAUGUGUAAAGAAAUUCUCGUCAAAACAGCUGUGUACAAAGAAAGAAUAUACUGUCAAGUUCAACUCCUUAACAGUCUGAAAAAAAAAAUCAUGUCGUGUUAGAAACUAAAACUAUAGCAGGUCACCAUGCAUCCUAAUCAAAGAGUUAAUUUCGUAUGACUGGGAAACGUACGGUAGAAAUUGCCGSACGGUUACUGCCUGCACAAUUUUUGUGAACCAAUGGGGCACUAGAAUUUGGAUACAGUACGAUUACAGUCAAAGUACAGUACCAUCAUCAUACGAAAUCCGCUCUAUAUAUCUCACGAUAAUAAACAAGAACUGGCAUUAUGAUGAUUUUGAUAUGCAUUUUGGUAUUAGUAGCUGUGAAGUGGUCCAAGCAUAGUUACUAACUAUGAGGGGAAUAGAACAUUAUCAAAAAUCUCACCUUAACUAAAGUUGCUAGGGCCAUUUUGAAAGCAGACAUACCUUUACCUCCAUUAAUUGUAGCUAGACAGCGAUUGCCUGAUCGAGUCUGCACUAUGGGUGAGAUAUCACACCAUGUAUAGCCGAGGCUAUAUUCAUGCACAAAGCGAAUCCAAGUUUGUGUAAAAGAAAAUUUCUCGAAAAAAAUGCCAGACUUUGCAAUCUUCAGAAUGGGAAGACUUUGGGAGUAUCCGGGAGAGUUCACAGGCCUGUCAAAAAGGACAAGUGAAAAAAAAAAACAAAAAACAGUCACGUGAUCUGAAAACAUAUUUGCAA